AUAUACAUGUGAGCUUCCGUUCACCUAUAUGCAUUUAUAUACGUCGACGAUCUCCAAAAUCAUUUCUGUAUCCCAAUUGCAUCUGUUGUGAUACUUUGGCUAUUCUGUGCUGGCAAUCAUGCAGACUAUCCGUGCUCUCUUGCUGCUCCUCGCUGCGUCGGUGGUGACAGCCGCCCAGAACCCGCACGAGAAGGCUGCAAAGUAUGUGCAGAAGAGAUCAGCGGAACCCAUGGUAUCAAAACAUGCAUCGCGUGCGGCGAACUCUGCUCACUUCCUGAACAAGAAAACUGCCAAAUUCGCCGUCAAUGGCUCUGCAUUGCCAGAGGUGGACUUCAAUAUUGGGGAGUCGUAUGCGGGCACCCUGCCGAUUUCCAGCAAGAAAGAUGACGAAAACAGAUUGUGGUUCUGGUUCUUUCCGUCUUCGAACCCAGCGGCGAAGAAGGAGAUCACAAUUUGGCUCAACGGUGGUCCAGGCUGCAGCUCCUUGGACGGCCUGUUCCAGGAAAAUGGGCCUUUCCUAUGGCAGCCCGGAACCUAUGCGCCAUUCGCAAACCCAUACUCAUGGGUUAACCUUACCAAUAUGAUAUACAUCGAUCAGCCAGUCAGCACGGGUUUCUCACCCGGCAGUAUUCUCGUUGACGACGAGAACGAUGUUGCAGAGCAAUUCAUGGGUUUCUGGAAGAACUUCAUUGAUACCUUUUCUAUGCAAGGAUACAAAAUAUAUAUCACGGGAGAAAGUUACGCUGGGCAGUAUAUCCCAUAUAUUGCGAGCGGUAUGCUGGAUACGAAGGACGAGAAGUACUUCAAUGUGAAGGGUGUUCAGAUUAAUGACCCUUCCAUCAACACAGACGACGUCCUGCUCCACGCACCUAUUGUGCCUGCGCUGAAUUACUUCAACAAUGUGAUCAACUUGAACGAGAGCUUCAUUGCAAACAUCACAGCUCGCGCAGAUAGCUGUGGAUACACUGAUUUCUUCAACAAGUGGACCACGGAGUUCCCGCCAUCUAGCAAAAUCCCCGCCGCUCCCAGCUGGAAGGAGCCCGGCUGUGAUAUCUUCGAUGAGGUCUACAACGCGGCAUACUAUGAAAAUCCCUGCUUCAACAUAUACCACUUGACAGAUUACUGCCCAUAUCAGUGGAACUUGCUCGGUUUCCCAUCUAUGGCCGGAGGACCAAAUAACUACUUCAACCGCACUGACGUACAGAAAGCCAUCAACGCGCCACCAACAAACUACAUGGUCUGUGGAGGUGGCGACAACCUCUUCCCUCACGGUGACAAGUCAAUCGAGUCCAGUCUCGGCCCACUCCCAAGCGUCAUUGAGCGCACGAACAACACAAUCAUCGGCCACGGCAUGCUCGACUUCCUCCUCUUCGCCAACGGGUCCCUUAUCUCCAUCCAGAACAUGACCUGGAACGGCGCCCAGGGUUUCCAGACGUCGCCCUUCAAGGAGCAGAACUUCUAUGUGCCGUACCACCAAACCAACGGCGAGAUCCUCCAGUACGCCAACGGUAUUGAGACACAUGUGUUCACUGAUACGGCAGGUGGUGGUUUCCAGGGUGUGACGCACACAGAGAGAGGUCUGACGUUCGUCACGGUCAAUUUGGCGGGGCACAUGAUCCCUCAAUAUGUGCCAGGAGCUGCAUAUCGGCAGUUGGAGUUCUUACUGGGUAGAGUGAGCAGUUUGGAGCAGAGGGGAGAUUUCACGACCGGGCCGCAAGGUCAUUAUACGGGGAAUACGUGAUAAUACAAGGGAUGCUUUCCAGACGUCACCAGCGUUGUUGGACAAUUGAAAAUAUACAUGCUAUAAUAUAGUAAUAUGACUACCACAGCAUAUAUAAAUUAUGUGGCAAGCUGAGAUGCGAAUGUAGCUGCUACAGUCGCCUUUCUGUCUACCCUUGGGAACCGUGGUGGGUUCGUGAUAAAUUUAUCUGGGUUCUGGAUCGCCCCCGGUUGCCAGAAUUCGUACUCCAUCCAUCCCUUCUCCUACAAAGUGUCAGUACAGUGGUAAAUUUAUGAGGAAUACGCAAAACUUACAGUCAUCUGCUCAUCCAAUGCCUCAAUAUACUCACCCAGCUCAGGCUGCAAUGGAAUAACCCCAUUUUCAAGCACAUAGUUGUCCCAAAGCACGAGCAGCUCCUGUAAUAACUUCGGGUUCUCGUCCGCGAGAUCGUUUACCUCUCCAGGGUCAGUUUUGAGAUUGUAUAACUGCCACUUCUCGGUUCCCUUCGGCUUAGGGAUGAAGACUGCCUUCCAGUCUCCUCUGCGGAUGGCGCCGCGUCCGAGGAGUUCCCAAC
Pseudogymnoascus verrucosus is the source of this 2294-nucleotide messenger RNA. RefSeq lists its product as uncharacterized. Gene Ontology annotation, molecular function: serine-type carboxypeptidase activity. Gene Ontology annotation, biological process: proteolysis. The record is from RefSeq and is a predicted model, not a curated record. NCBI's taxonomy places the organism in Eukaryota, Fungi, Ascomycota, Leotiomycetes, Thelebolales, Thelebolaceae. The transcript has 3 exons. The coding region runs from base 119 to 1741 and encodes 540 amino acids.